Messenger RNA from Colletotrichum chrysophilum, 1113 nucleotides. RefSeq lists its product as uncharacterized. The transcript has a single exon. Bases 1 to 1113 code for a protein of 370 amino acids. The record is from RefSeq and is a predicted model, not a curated record. Lineage: Eukaryota; Fungi; Ascomycota; Sordariomycetes; Glomerellales; Glomerellaceae.
AUGGCUCUCAUCAACACCCUGCACGCUGCGUCGGCCAUGUCCUCCAUCAUCCAACCAUCCUUCGCCAUGACCAACCCCAAUCAGAAUCUCGUCCUGGCUGACUGCGGCAUUGGUACCAACCCACUCAACGAAUCUUGGUCCACCUCCCGCCAGAUGAACUGGUACAAGGGCCCCAUCUGGCCUUCUUCCGACGAGACUGGAUUCUUCUCCCCAGACAUGAUGGUCGAGAUGCCUUACGGCGAUGGCGAGUACCCCUGGAACUUCAAAGGUGCAUCUGCCACCUUUUCCAACGGCGAGACAUGGUCUGCCUGGAUCGAGGACGGCACACCCGAACCUCUCCGUGCCGGCAAAGCCAUGAGCACCAGGGAUGGUAGCACCACUCUCUGGUGCUACACCUACCGUGGGCGACCUGUCGGAGCCAGUGCAACCGGCUCCACAAGUUGCCAGUCUGCCUUCGUCUGCAACCACCGUGAGGAUGGCCCGACGCCUUGGUCUGUGGGCACCACUCCCGACAACGGCACUGUGUUCACCGUACCUCCUGCCCCUCCUGCCAAUGUGUCCUUCGGCGGCAUCUUGGGCGUCAAGGUCGACGUUAGCCCCCGUCCUGCUGUCUGGUAUGGUACCAUCAAUCACUUCCUCAGCAGCAUCAUCUUCACCACGGAGGGAAUCUGCAGCCCGAACCCCUUCGCCAAUCGCAUGAACUCGUCGGUCAUAACUCGAUGCAAAGGCUCUUAUGGCACUCCUCUCAACAUCCUGCCGGUCCUCUUCAACGUCUUUAAGAACCUUGGCUCUCUUCCUGCCUCCGAUGGUCUCUUCUUCCACAACCACGGAGCAGCCCCUUUUGCCAACGACACUUCUGAUGACACCGUCGUCCUCCCUACAACUUUCAACCUCACCGUCACCGACACCAUCAGUGGCGAGGUUAAGGGAUAUAUGGGUUACGAGAUGAUGUGGCCAGAGCGCAGUCUCGGAAUCCACUGCAACGAGUGCAACAAUACCAAGUUCAACGAUGCUUACAACUCAGCUAUCGCAUCUGCUUUCCAGGCUCUCCAUCCUAUCUACUCCGAGGUUAUCGUCGAGAGCCAAUGCACACACGAUGUUCUUUGCUGGUAA